Molecule: messenger RNA, 1290 nt
Organism: Drosophila teissieri
Lineage: Eukaryota; Metazoa; Arthropoda; Insecta; Diptera; Drosophilidae
Product: sin3 histone deacetylase corepressor complex component SDS3
Exons: 4
Coding region: 144-1124 (326 amino acids)
Biological process (GO): negative regulation of transcription by RNA polymerase II
Cellular component (GO): Sin3-type complex
Molecular function (GO): histone deacetylase binding
Source: RefSeq, a predicted model, not a curated record
CUGUCGUGGGUGUCUCACUGUAUGCGUGUGUAUAUCUGGCAUCGCAGCGAAGAAAAUAAAUAAUAAUAAACAAUUGCCACAAAAAUUGUUGUUCCUGGGAAUCACGUUUCAAAGUCUCGAGUUCCGUACCCACCGAAGCAACCAUGACCGCCUACUACAGCCAUUACGCGGCGGACAACUACGACGACGAGUCGAUAGGCGACGAGCGCAGCGAAGAAGACACGGACGACGCCAGCGAGACGGAGUUCCGCAGCCCCAGCCGCUACGGCGGCACGAAUGGCACCUCCAACAGCAAUAGCAUGGGCACCAACAGCGAACUGAAGGAGCAAAUGUACCAGCACAAGCUGCUCAACCUGCAGAAGCAGAUGGAGGAACUGGGCCAACUGGUGCACCCGGAGUACAUAAAGCGCGUGAAGAAGCUGGACAACCAGCUGAAAGAACGCCGACGGCUGAACGAGAUCUACAAGGAGUACAUGCGCGAGUGCGUCGAACGGGACUAUGUGCUGGAGAAGAUGGCCGCCCAGAAAGAGUACGACGAAAAGAUGAUGGACCUUAAAGACAACCUGAUCUCAGAUUUCGAGGACCGCAAGCGUCAGAUCGAGAACGAGCGUUACAGCCUCGAGCUCACUAACGAUUCCAUGGAGAUCAAGACGACGGUCACGCGCAAGCUGCGUCGUCGGCCUAAUGAACCGCUUCCGGUGAUCGAGAAGCGCCGCAAGCCGGCCACCGGACAGCUGCUCGUCUAUCAGCUGGAUGACAAGGAGAUCGAGUCGGACCUGAAGAUCAUCCAGCGGGGAAGACCUAAUCCAGUUCUCCAGCAGAACGGUAGUGGCUCCUACGGCAGUGGCUCCCAGCAGCAGCAAUCGAUGCACGUCCUGGCCGAACCGACCUCCAACAGCGGCCUGGUGGAGACCCGCAUCGAGGACAACAAGCUGCUGUACGAGCGGAGGUGGUUCUGCCGCGGCCAGCAGGUCUAUGUGGAGGGCAAGGAGAUGAGCAAGUUUGCGGCCACCAUUACGGCCAUUGGCAACGAGGUGGUUUGGGUGAAGCGCACCAACGAGACCAAGGUCAAGAUCAACAUGUCCCAUCUGGCCAAGGGCAAGAUCUCAAUAAAGCGCCGAUAGCUCCGACGCCGGGCCGGGCGCCUUCACAUCGCGCCCGCCCCGUUUCCUCGGCCAAGAGACGUAUUUUCAUAAAAUUAUUGGUACAGACUUAGCACUAGAUUAGGUGUACAUUUUUCUUAACGAGUAUUGCACAUUGUAAAUAAUGAAACAACAAUUAUUUUGUAUA